This is a messenger RNA of Candidozyma pseudohaemuli, 3585 nucleotides long. It is a transcript of the gene MSH6, whose product is annotated as mismatch repair ATPase. The transcript has a single exon. Bases 1 to 3585 code for a protein of 1194 amino acids. Gene Ontology annotation, cellular component: nucleus; MutSalpha complex. Gene Ontology annotation, molecular function: ATP binding; mismatched DNA binding; ATP-dependent DNA damage sensor activity. Lineage: Eukaryota; Fungi; Ascomycota; Pichiomycetes; Serinales; Metschnikowiaceae. Gene Ontology annotation, biological process: mismatch repair. The record is from RefSeq and is a predicted model, not a curated record.
AUGACCACAACUCCGGUUAAAAAGCCGUUGAAGAAGCCUGGCUCGGGCUCGGGGUCUCUGAAAAUGAAGCAGCUGUCAUUGAUGGCUUUCUUCAAACCAGCACCUACAAAGACGCCCUCUAGUCCUCUUAAGUCCAAGGGGCCCGAGGUUGAAAGCGAUAAAGACAUUGACUCGAGCAUGAUGGAGGACACUACAACUGACACGCCUUUGACGCUGGAAACGAACCAUGUGCCUGCCAAAGAGCCUAAUCUUCAAUCAUCCCCAGUUAGAGAGUCAAAGCCAAAGGAGGAGAUCCAGCCCAAGAAAAAAGUGUCCAAGCCUAAGCAAGAGUCGAGUUCUAGCCCAAAUAAUGGCUCGCGCAGAAACAAGAGCGUCAGCUACGCGGAAUCCGACUCUGAGGACGAAGAUGUGCCCAGCAGACGGAAGAGAAGAAGAGUCGUGGAGAGCGACGAUGAGGACGACUUCAAGCCUACGGAGGAUGCUGACGACGACGACGACGAGCACAUGAGUGACUUUGUGGUGAACGAGGACGAGAGCGACGUCGCUCUGAUGGAUGAAGAUGACGAUGACGAGGAUUCUUACGCAUCGGCAAAGCCAGCCAAAAAGAAGAGCCCCAAGUCCUCGGCCCAAUCGCCUCCUGCAAAGGCCGUGAACCUCGCUAGCUCCAAUUUGGGCAGCAAGUUCACAGCGUCCUCGAGUUACACAGCCCUGGCGGCUGCAAAGCCAGCGGCCAAACCAAAACCUCAGAAGAAGUCAUUCGCCAAAGAGAACGAGGAGAGGUAUCAAUGGCUUGUGAACAUAAAGGAUGCUGAGAAGAGAACCGUGGACGAUCCAGACUACGACUCCCGUACGCUUUACAUUCCUUCAUCAGCGUGGGCAAAGUUCACUGCAUUUGAGAAACAGUAUUGGGAGAUCAAGAGCAAAAUGUGGGACACAGUUGUGUUCUUCAAGAAGGGAAAAUUUUACGAAUUGUACGAGAAUGAUGCGGUCAUUGCCAAUACCCAGUUUGAUUUGAAAAUCGCCGGCGGUGGAAGAGCAAACAUGAAGUUGGCUGGUAUCCCAGAAAUGUCCUUCGAGUACUGGGCCAAGGAGUUUAUAAGCAAUGGCUACAAAGUCGCAAAGGUUGACCAAAAAGAAUCGCUUUUAGCCAAGGAAAUGAGAGGCGGCGGCACCAAAGAGGAAAAAAUCAUCAAACGUGAACUCACGGGAAUCUUGACCGGUGGUACACUCACUGAUCUUGAUAUGAUCAGUGACGAUAUGGCUACUUACUGUUUGUCUAUCAGGGAGUCCACUAACGAAGAAGGUGAGAAGGUGUUUGGUGCAUGCUUUGUCGACACCGCAACCUCAGAAGUCAAUUUCAUUGAGUUGGUUGACGAUGAAGAAUGUUCGAGAUUGGACACCUUGAUUACCCAGAUCAAACCAAAAGAGAUCUUGUGCGAGAAAAACAACUUGUGCUCAACUGCCGUCAAGAUCAUUAAGUUCAAUGCUCACAACUCUCAUCAGAUUUGGAACCACCUCAACCCAUUUUCUGAGUUUUUGGACUACGAUGCUACCUUGGAGGCAUUGGUCAAAGGCAAAUACUACGAAGCCAAAGACCUUGACGACUUCUCCAAUUAUCCUCAGGUGCUUUUAAAUUUCAAGGAUAAACAUCAUGUGGCCUUCCAUGCGUUUGGUGGCUUGUUGCAUUACCUUAAAUUGUUGAAGCUCGAUGAGAGCAUCAUGUCCUUGGGAAACAUCAAGGAGUAUGAGAUUUCGAAGAGAGGCUCGAACCAUUUACUCCUAGACGGAAUCACACUCAACAAUCUUGAAAUGCUCAACAAUUCGUUUGAUGGUGGAGACAAGGGAACACUCUUCAAACUCCUUAACAAGGCAAUUACGCCCUUUGGUAGGAGAAUGUUGAAAAAGUGGAUACUUCACCCUCUCAUGAAUGUUGACGAGAUCAACGCUAGGUAUGAUGCCAUCGAUUUCUUCAUCAACAAUGAGCCUGAACUUCGUGUUGAAUUAGAAAGCACAUUUGGUGCUCUUCCAGAUUUGGAAAGGCUCAUUGCAAGAGUUCACGCAAAGACAUUACGAUUCAAAGACUUCCUCAAGGUCAUUGAGGGUUUCGAAUCGAUUUCCAAGAUCUUCAAGAAUGUCAAGAAGUUUGACAUAGAAAAGUCAGGUGCGUUGAAGAAGUUCAUAGACCGCUUCCCUGACGAGCUCCAUGAGCUUAUCGAUUCAUGGGAAGAGGCUUUCGAUAGACAGGAGGCUAUGGCGAAUGUGGUUGUGCCUGCUAAGGGUGUCGACGAAGAAUUUGACUCGUCUACUGCAAUUAUGGAGGACCUUGAGAAGCAGCUCAACAACUAUCUUAAAGGGUACAAGAAAGAAUACAAGUCGCAUGAGAUCUGUUUUAGAGACUCAGGAAAGGAGAUCUUCCUCAUCGAAAUGCCAAUCAAAAUCAAGUCGAUUCCAAAGGACUGGCAACAGAUGGGCGCAACAUCGAAGGUCAAGAGAUACUGGUCUCCAGAGGUGAAGGCCACGGCAAGAAGUCUUAUGGAACAAAGGGAAACUCACAAGACCGUUUGCGACAACUUGAUUCUGAGAAUGUACCAAAGAUUCGACAAACACUACGAUUUGUGGAUGUCUGCAAUCAAAAUCGCCAGCAACAUCGACUGCUUGCUUGCUUUGACAAAAACGUCCGAGACAAUCAGCUUCCCAUCUUGUCGUCCAACAUUCAUUUCAGAUUCGGAUGCCAAAAUCGAAUUUGACGAGCUUCGACACCCAUGUUUCUUAGGUACCAGUGACUUCAUACCAAAUGAUGUUCACCUUGGAGGAUCCGAAGCCAGUUUCAACUUGCUAACUGGUGCCAAUGCUGCUGGUAAGUCGACACUUAUGAGAACAACAGCCUUGGCUGUUGUCAUGAGUCAGAUUGGUUGUUACUUGCCGGCCUCGAAAGCUACAUUGACACCUGUUGACAAAAUUAUGACGCGUUUGGGUGCCAACGACAAUAUCAUGCAAGGUAAGUCCACUUUCUUCGUCGAGUUGUCCGAGACAAAGAAGAUCUUGAGUAAUGCCACUUCCAAUUCGCUCGUUAUCCUCGAUGAAUUGGGAAGAGGCGGUUCGUCAAGUGACGGUUACGCCAUAGCCGAAUCUGUAUUGCAUCAUCUUGCCACACAUGCGCAACCUCUCGGGUUCUUUGCCACUCACUACGGAAGUAUGGGUCUCUCUUUUGUGAACCAUCCUCGAAUUAAGGCCAUGAGAAUGGGCAUCGUGGUGGACCAAAAUUCGAGAAACAUUACGUUCUUGUACAAGCUAGAAGAGGGAACCGCAUCGGGCUCAUUCGGCAUGAAUGUUGCUGCCAUGUGUGGAAUUCAGAGUGACAUCGUUGAUAAGGCUGAAGUGGCUGCGAAAGAGUAUGAGCAGACCUCUAAGCUCCUGGAUGAGCACCAAAAGCAGCACAUCAGCAAGAUGAGUAUCGGCCUUCAAAGUGACUUUUCUUGGGCUUACCAGCACUACGGCGAUCUUGAAAAAAGUGUUUUACGAUAUGGCGAAACCGAAAAGGCCAAUGCUCUUGAGUGUGUCUUCCGCAUGAUCGAGACGCUCUAG